GGAACUUCCUGUCAUGUAUAUACAAAGAAACGACUUCUGAAUAACGGUAUCAAGGAUGAGGAAAGUCAGUUACGAUAAGAAGAUGGUCCACUCUGCAUACAGUCACAUAACUGUCAUCACUCUGUUGGCAUUUGCAGCCAUAAAUGGAGUUCGAGGCAAACCGGCCCAUGUAAUAGAACGCCUUACCAAUGUUGAAAAUAAAACAUUAGAAAUAAUUACGAAUCUGGCAGGAGCAGAAGGGAGACUGCAAACCAUUAAAGAAAGGAUUUUCAGUCAAAAUCCAACUUCACGAGGUGUAAUAGAAAAACAUUUGGAUUGCCUUGAAACUGCAUACACAUACAGCUGGGGAGGGGUAGUAUUCAACACUCUUGCACAACGUCUCCCCCAUUACCGUGAGGUGAAUCUAGCUGAUGCAGUGAAUUGUGCCAAGGGAGAAUCCUCAGCAUAUCAGAAUCUGGGUGAACUGAAUUUAGAAAUACAAGCAGUUUUCGAACAAAAAGCUCUGUAUAUGAUUAACACUUGUGAGUUUAUUUUUUCUGCACUAAUAAACUGUACAAUCGGAAAUAUGUAUGAGGAAACACUGUGAUGGCAGUGGUAGGAAUGAGAGAGUAGUCUGUGCUUCUCUACUGUUAAUUAGCAGACAAACUCAGUUAUAUGCAACAAUUAUUUUAAUUAGACCAUUCAAAUAAUUCUCAAAAUGUUUCAUCGUUUCUAGUUCUUCAGAAUCUGUACACAACACAUAUCACCAGAGGUGAGAUUUAUUUCGCAUUGUCUUUCCACAUUUUAUCUUACGAAGUACUCUUAAUGGAGUAGCGAAUCGAGUUUCAAGUGCACGAAUUGUGAGAGUGUGGAGGAUGAUGAGUGAGGAAAGUACUACACAGGAUUAGCAUAGUCACAAAAACAGUUAGACAAUAUAUUCCACCGUCGACUAGACUCCUAUCACUCGACUCGAAUAUUGAUUCAUGAAUAUGUGGUUGAAAUUACAGCCUCGAAUACGCCUGUUUAGUCGAAUGGUGAAAGCAUCAUGAGUGGCGUUGUGAGUUACCGUGUGUAUAUCCACCAAUGAAUAAUAUCAUGAGAGUUCUAAGUGGAUGGUGUCAUGAAUGUAUGAGAAUAUACGUGCACAUUCAAUAAUGUCAGCGAGGAUAUGCAAACUAGUGAAAUUCACACGAACGAUAGUGAAUUAUAGAAAUGUAGCAACUCGUAUGCUCCGACAAACAAUGAAGAUUGAAAUUAUCACUCACUGAGAAUAUUCAGAAUUCGCAGACUCCAUGAGUAAGCAUACAAUUCGCCACCAAGUAUUCUUCUCUCCAGUAUACAUGUUGCUUUAUUGUUUAACCACUAACAUUUCAUCCAACUAAACCGAUGAUUUGAAUUUAAUCUCAUGCAGGAUAGUGAAGAGGCGCAUCUAG
Molecule: messenger RNA, 1412 nt
Organism: Trichobilharzia regenti
Lineage: Eukaryota; Metazoa; Platyhelminthes; Trematoda; Strigeidida; Schistosomatidae
Source: the annotation of a GenBank genome assembly